Messenger RNA from Paramecium primaurelia, 1208 nucleotides. The record is from the annotation of a GenBank genome assembly. NCBI's taxonomy places the organism in Eukaryota, Ciliophora, Oligohymenophorea, Peniculida, Parameciidae.
AUGUAAAAUGAAAUAUCGAAAUUGAAAUGCUAAAUACAUUAGGAAAAUAAGGUGCAAUUCAUUUGUAUGAGUACAGAGUGCUAAGCCUCAAAAUUAUGCUGCUUAAAUUGUCAAGAAAUUCAUGAUAUACACCAUGAUUCUUUGAAAGACAUUGAUUGUGCUUGGGAAGAAAUAAUAUAACAUAAAUAACAAUAGAUUGAAUUAAAUAAAACUUUAGAAAAUUUUUGGUCAUAAAUCUAAGUCAUUUUCCCUUAAUUAGAUAAGAUCAUAAGUUUUAAUAGAUUUUUAGGUUUUAAUCUUAUAUUUAUAGAGCAAUUUAUAGUAGAAUUAGAAAAGGAAUUAAAAUAGUAAUUGAAUUGUUAAGACUUAGAUUAAAUAAUCUAAAAGCACAAAGCAAUCUUUGUGUUAUUCGAUGAAAAAGUUUAAAUUUGUAAAAAAAAAUACUGUAUUAAUAAUCUAUUUAAAUAAAGGUUAACCUAAUGAAUUAGAUGUGGAUAAGAUGUUAUCACUUUUUGAUGAUGCAAGAAAAUUAUAUAAAAAAGGUGAUAAGUAAAAUGCAAUUGAUAAAUAUACUGAAGUGUUGGAGUUAAAUGAAAAUUUUAUAUUUGCAAGAUUAGAUAGAGGUUGAAAUGAUUAAUUUUAAUAAAUUAGGAAAAAUGAAUCUAGGUUUGAAUUAUGAAUAAGCAUAAUUUGAUUAUGAAGAAGUCUUAAAACAAGAUGAUCGAAAUUUCAGAGCUUUAAAAGGAUUAGGUAAUGAAAAUUUUUUAUAUUAGCUAUCUGUUAAAAAAUGAAAUGCAAUUAUAGUGAUGCUUUAUUUUAUGCUUAGAAAGGUCAUAAAUAGAACAGCUAUUCUACUCACCUUGUCUUUCAUUUAGGUAUUUUUGUUGUCAUGCAUAGCUGAUUGUUACAAGUUUGAAGGCAGAAGUCAAUAGGCCUUACACUUCAUUAAUUUAGCAAUAGGUUAGAAGAAAAGAAAAUAUGAGAAUAAAAUGAAAGUUUAUUAUAAAAAUAAAGGUAGAUUCGUUUAAUUAAAUUAGCUGAAAUACAUCUUGGUCUAAAUGAUAUAUAAAAUGCAAAUUUCUUCAUAAAUAAAGCAUUAGAUAUAUAUUAACAUUAUGAAAUAGCAAUAAAUAUCAAAGGUACUCAAAAGUUUCAUUCUUUUAGAGAGAAUUAAUAAGAUUGCAAAAAUGUAGAAUGUAAUUUUGUGA